AUCUACACAUCCAUCCAUCCACCGUACGGAGCCCCGUUGCACGUCGGGAAACUGAACAUGUACGUACGUCGUACGAGCGACGUAGAGCGUUGAAUGUGUCGAUUACGUUCGGGGUUGGCUUGCACUUUUCGCGGUUGUAUGUGCGCGCAGCAACGUCGCGUGGUCAGCGAUCGAGGUGCUCGCGAAGGUUUCUAGUGUGUAGUGACUGGGUGAUAAGAGGUGAGCCGAAAAGAGAAACUUGUUCUUUUCUUGGGACGCUCGCCAAUUCAGGAGGUGUACAAUUCUAUCGCGGCGUCGUUCUAACAAACAGCCGGGAGAGCCGCGACAUUCACAAUAGUGCAUCUGUGUGUGAAAACACAUCCAAUCACGGAAUUCGCGGGCUAAGAUGCCCGACGUGGCUCCCGCGGACAACGUCGGCAUCGAGACCAGGGUCAACGAAGCGGUGCACGACGAGUGGAGCGACGCUCACUCCUGGUUUCCCGCGAAUACACGUCCGAUCCAAUUUUCACGUCCAUUCGUACAUAUGGGCAAGAAGUUCAUCGUAUUUUGAAACGGCGAACAGUGCUCACAUAAAUUAACUGGCUGUUUCGUGUGAAUAUUUUUGUCCGUCGUGGUAGCAUGAAAUUGUUGCUGCACUGUACCAAGAUAACAACGACGAUUUUAUUAACAUACUCUUUCACACGUUCACUUCUAACAGACUAUGUUGGACAUUAAAUAUUAAUGUAAAUGUUUAUGGUGCAAUCAAUAGAUCUGGAUGGACAUAGAAUUAUUCGAAGCUCUGUAAAUGUUUUCUCUGGAGGACUCGCUAGUGACUGAGUUGUCUUUCAUAUUUACAUUUUGGAAAAACUGUAUGGAGAGACUGAAAGUGUUUUAACGAUUUGCACACAUAUUUUAAGUUCGAUAAGCCAUGAAAUGAAGGAAACAUAAUCAAAAGGUGCACGGAAACUUAGACGAAUCUGUAGAUUCUUUGGGAACCACAUUUGUUUUGUAUGGCUUCUUAUAUGGAUCAUGUUUAGUUUGUCAAUAAAGUUACGCUAAUUAUCAUUCACGCGUAUUAAGAUUAUAUUUCAAUCGAUACAUUACGUCUUUUAUAUGAUUAUAUAUCGAAGCAUCUAGUAGUAAAGUUACUUGUCGAAAUAACAAAUAUAAAAAGCAACAUAAUAAUUUUAAACUUAGAUGCUGAUAUUGUGAAGGAGUAAAACUGAACGGAUCUUUAAGAUGUGUGAACAAACAGAAAUCAAUUACUUGGACGGUGACGUAGUAUGGGUAAAACUUGGAGCUUGUUGGUGGCCAGGACAGGUUACCGGGUUUCAUAAUUUACCUAAGGACAUUCAAGAUGAAUUUCAAAAGAAGCCUUUAAUAGCUGCUGUAAAGUUCUUUCAAGAAGACACCUACGAAUUUGUGAAAAACUAUCAACAAAUUUACAAAUACAAUUGUACACAAAAAGAUGAAUUCAUCAAGAAAGGACUUGAUAAAUAUAGAAGCAAAAGCAAAGAUGGCUCUCGGUAUAUGGAUAAAUUUCCUGGAGACGUUGAAAUGGCUGAGAAGUUGACUGGAGGUGAUCCAGAUAUACUAAACCAUGAUAAAUUUUGCCCCGAGGAGAAGCCAAAUAUAUCAGCUUUAUUUGGAGAUAAAAAGGUUACGAAGAAAAAAAAGGAACGAGAGGAUACUCCUAGAAGAAGCGAUUCUAUGGAAGUUGUAAGGAAGAUCACUCACCCACGAUUUUUAAAGGAGAGCGACCAUGAAGUCAGAAUUCGUCAACAGCCUAGCAGUUUACCAUCAACACCAAAUAAUACCGGUUCUCCACAAUAUCCUUGUCAUUUGUGUAAUUUCACUUCUUCCCGCGUCAAUGUUAUUAUCUGUCAUAUAAAAAGUCAUAGGUCUGGAAAUUCGCCAAUGUCAAAAACAAAGGUGAAAACUUAUUCUCAGUAUAGGGGUAGACACUCGGAUGUAGAUACUCCGAAAAGGAAAUACGUGAAGAAAGAUAAAAGUCAAUCGAGCAGAAGUAAGAGUAGUGGGGAAUCAGCGAAAAGAAAACAAAUUAAACAAAAUGAAAAAGCUGCUAAAAAGAAGAAAACUGAUCCUAAAAUUCGUGAUACUAUAUUGGCAGAUUGGGAAGAUGAAUCUGAUGAAGAUAUUAGUCUGAACCAGAGUAAACAAUCUGAAUUAACACCUGUAAAUAAUUCACCAACGAAAAGUCAUUUUGAUCUUGAUAAAUCGGAAGAGUCUGGUCAGAAGAAUAAUACACUAUCGGAUCCUAAUGAAAUUAUUGCAGAAACUGAAAAAUUACUUAAAGAAACAGAGAAGUUGACAUCAAUUAAUAUACUGGAGCACUCUGAAACGGAUAAUAUUGAUAUAUCAAAAAAUUUUAAAUCAAAUCUUUUCGAUAAGCAACCCGAUCAGGAGAAAGACACAUCUGAUGUUGAAAUCAACGAAUCUGCCAAUAAAUCACAGAAAGGAAAAGAAUCUUUCAAUUCUGAUAAUGAAAGUAAAUACAAUACACCCAACAAAGAUGAUAGGAAGUCAUUAUUGUCUUGUUUUGAUUUUCAUGAAGAGGAGUUAUCUAUACCUCCUGUAAGGAAAAAAGCCCGCGCGUUUCACCAAAAGAAAGAAAUUAUAAAAGAAUUUGAAAUGAGUCAAGCUUUAAAAACAGAGCAGGAGAAAGAAGCAGAAAAUAAAACUGCAGACGAGGAUAAUAAUAUUAAGAUACAUGAAAAUGAAAAGAUGGAUGCGCUGUUGUCUUUAGGGGUAAAGGAUUUGGAGAAAUACGGGAAAAGCAAAAAAUCUGUAGAAGAAGACAAAUCAAUGAAGAAUGAAGCUGAGAAACUCGCAGAAAAAUCACAACCUGAAAAAAUGUCAGCGGACGUGCAGAAAUCUGCAACUAGUGAUGUUAAAACGGAGUUAAAAGUCAUAGAAAUAUUUGAGGCUGAAAAGUCCGAGGAUGAAUGUAAAGAUGUUGUAACUUCUCCAAAACCACAAACACAAGAAGUUCCUAAAACAAAUACCGAGGUAGAAUUAACAGAAGAUAAAGAAUUAAGUGUGCAGAAUGAAACUAUCGUUGAUAAAUCAACGGAAUAUAAAAGUAUAGAUAUUGAUCAUGAAAUUAAAGAAAGUACAGAGCAACCUUCAAAAGAUAUGGACGAAGCUUCUUCUGAGCGAUUUACUACCGAAACAGAAGAUGAAACAGUUUCCGAAUCAGCUGACACGCUUCCGGAUCAAAGCGAAAAUUCUGAUGCAGAUAUGCUGGAUCAAGAUCAAGGACCCAAUUCUGCGAUUGCUAAUACUUUGUUAAACAACGAUCAAUUAAACGUUACUCCGCAAGGAAGAAAGCGUAGGGGCCGACCAAGGAAGUCAGAAUCUUUACAUAGUACCAGUGGUAAUACUAGUGGGAACGAAAGUCCAAGGAUAAAAGAUAACAAAAGCAGUCAAAAGCUUUUAGAAAAGUUUGAAGUCGAAAGGAGAAUUUCGGAGUCUGACAGUGAACGUUCCUACAGUGGAAGAAAGCGAAAACCGAAUAAAAAAUAUUUAGAAUCUGAUAUAUAUGUGCAGGAAUUAGAUCAAAGAAUAUAUAAGACUGAUGAAAGCCAAUCUGAAAGCGAGGAGAAGGGUACUGAAAAGGGGAAAGGUAGAACAAAAAGAAAUAAAAAAUUGUCAACAACCGAUACGAAAAUAAGUGAGAAGAUCGAGCUUGAAGAACAAAAAGAAUUGGAAAUCUCUUGCAAUGUGUCGAAUGUAUCGGAGAAUAAUGUUAAUUCUUCUAGCAUCGAAUUACAAGAUAAUUUAAAUGAAAGCGAUACACACAAAGACGAAAUCAUUAUGGAAGCAGAUACAAAAGACAGUGACAAUCAAGUUUCUAAUGAAAUUUAUGAAAAAAUGUCUUCGGAAGAAAAAGAUUUACAAGCAUACACAUCUGCCUUUCCCGAAGAUAUAAAAUCUCAGGUGAAAGAAAAUGUUGCCGAAACUAAGGAUACAAUACUUGAACCUGAAAACGCAAAAGACAUUACAAUGGAGACUGAAAAUUUGUUAAGUUCCAGCGAGGUUCAUACAGAAAAAUUGAAAACUCUAAAUGUAGAAACCUGUGCUACAAUUCAACCGGAAAUUUCAACAGAAAAAGAUAUUUCUUCGCAAACAGAUAUUUUAAAGACUGUUGAGAUGUUACCACCGAAAAAGUCACAGAUUAAAAAGUUUGAGUUAUCACAAAUUGAUUUUUUUGACUCGGAUGCCACUGUUAGUAAAUCUACUGUAGAACCCGAAUUAGAUAGCGGGCAGGAAAAAUUAAAACAUGCAGAAGUAAUUAAGAAUGAUGCGGGUACGGAUGAGCCGCAUUCUUUGAAUGAGAAAGAAGACUUAUUUUCUGAGAAACUAGAGUCAGAUACCAAAAAUGAGGAUACUAUGAAAGAAGUACCAAAAGGAGAGACAAAAAUCCAAAGUAUUGAAGAGGCUAUACCAGUAAACGAAGAAGUUCAUCAAACCGAAACGGAAACCUCUGACAUUCAAAAGCAAGGAUUAAAAUUAGAAAGCUCGGAACCAGCAUCCAAAGAUGCAGCAAGCGAGCAACAAUCUCCAAAGAAAUCGGCUAUGCAAACAAGGUACAAAGGAAAAUUUACUCCGGAAACAGGUGCUAAAUCGAAGAAGGACAAAGAGCUAUUUGUUGAAGAAAAGUCAUCAAAUACAUUUCAGGAAGCUUUCUUGAAAACUUUGCACAUAGACAAGAAAAAAGGAGGAGUUGACGAUUCUGAUACAACUUGGAAGGGAAAGAAAGGUAAAAGAUCGAUAAAGAAGAAGCUUGAAGAAGAUAUGGAUGCAACAAAUUCUACUGUUGAGACAAUCCCAGCUGUGAAAUCUAACGAGGAGUCACCGAAAAAGCUUGAAAAUCUGUCGAAUAUUCAAGCUGAAGAAAAUAAUUCACAGGUCACGGUUAUGAGCAAUUUUGAAGGUAUAGAAGUAGUGGUUGAUCAAAACGUUGAAAUGGAUACAAAAACAGAUGAUACCAUGCUUCAAAAUGUAGAUCAACUUGCUUCAUCAUCAAGUGAACUUGACAAUACAUCUAAGUCGCUAGUGCAAUCAUCUUCUAUCGAAGAGACUUCAAAAUCUAUUAGCAUAGACAUACAAAAGGUGGACGAAUCAUCAAGAAUGUCAACAUCUACGCCAUCACCGUCAUCCGACAUUGCAGUACCAGUGAAGAAACGUGAGAUGCCUCGAAUAAUUGAAAAUGUUACAUUAACCGAGCCUAUGCAGAUUUUAAAAUCAAAAUUAUUGGAUAAAUUCCCACAAAAAGGAAUAAAGCAUAAACUAGAAACAGAAAGCACAAAAAGGUCUGAUCAGAAAGCGGGUCCAAAGGCGAAAGUAAUGAAAAUCGAAUCUCUGUCGUCGAACACUAAAAUGAAAACUGGUUCGAAAGUAACAUCCCACAUGUCGUUGACUAAAAAGCUACAAGUGUUGAAAGCUGAAGAAGCGGAAACUGCUGCAAUGAUGGAAGCGCAAAACGAGCAGUUGAAUUUAAAAACUUCAAAAGUUUCUACCACAGUAGCUGCAACUGAGAAAUUCAUUCAACAAAGUUCUCAGAGUUUGGCAGAUAUGGAAUUAGAUAUAAACUCAAUGCCAUUUGUUCUUAGUGAAGAUGUUUUAACACCAGAAAACAUUGAACAAAUGCCUGUCGUAAUAUCCUCUAUCAUACCUGCAUCUAGUACGAUACCAGCCACACUAUCUUUCACCCCUACAACUCAGAUAAUGUCAGCUACUCAAACUCAAUACAAAUUAAGUGAUAAUACGACCGAAGUAUCGCCUACAAAGAAAAAGAGUGGUACUCCUGCGAUUUUGAAGAACAAAAGUAAAGCUAAACCUACAAUUACGAGUAUAAAAACAUUGGUGCCUCCGUUAACUGGUGGAGUAAAAGGUAUUAAAUUUCAAAGUACCCCAGCAACAAGCAAAGUUCCCCCUCUUUUAACACAAAAAGGGACACCAGGUAAAUAUGUAGUGGUGCAAACAUCUGGAGGACAACAAUUACGUUAUAGUGUUCAAGGUAAACCUGGCACCCAACAAAAAAUUGCUAUACCGACCGGUAAAGCUGCUGGAAAUGCACAAGUAGUUCAACAAGGUGGCAAAGUAGUUAUUUUAACAUCGGCGCAGUCUGGGCAAACGAAAAUGUUACCUUUAAAUAUCGCUAAAACUUUAGGUAGCAAAGUGCAGAGAAUUAUGACUAGUAAAGGGCAAGUACUUUGUCCUAUCAGUCCACAAGGUAUUAUUAAUUCAAAAACGGUAAUUGCUCCGAAAGGUGAUGGUGUAUCUCCGACGACAUCAAAACUUCCUGCAGGUCAUAAAAUUAUUAACACACAAGGUAUAAUAACAUCAAAAGGUGUACUGACUCCGAUUUCAGGAACAAUUGGUAAGACCGCUCUGCUGGGAACAUUGUCUCAGGGGAUUCUUACAAAAGGUGGAAUUUAUACGCCAAUAAGUGCUUCUACUUUAGGUGGGAAAACGAUUAUUGGAUCGAAGACUUUAGUCACAAAAGGUGCGACCAUUUUGUCUUCACAGAACUUAGGUACUUCUAAAGCUAUUUUAACCCCGAUAUCUCAAGCUAUUAGUGGGAAAACAAUUUUAAGUCCUCAAGGUAUCAGCUCGAAAACCACAGUUUUGACCCCAAUAACAGGACAGCAAGUGAAAGCAAUCGCGGCAAAAAGUCCAUCCAAAGGCAGUAAAGUACAAUAUCAGUCUGUUCAGCAGAAAGUGCAAUUACCUAUGCUACAGAAAUCACAGAAGGUUGGAAUGUCUUCUUCGCAAGGAAGAUCUACACAGUUGAAGGGUGCAGCGAACACAGUUGUGUUGCAGAAUCCUGUCCCUACACAAAAAACUGGGCAAGGGAAGAGAAUAAUUAAACAAACGGUGGUGCAACAGGGUUCUCAAAUGCAAAAUAUUGCAACUCAAAGCGGUAGCCAGCAAACGAUGCGUAUGAAUCCGCAGAUUCAAAAAGGAAAAGGUGUACCUACAUCGACUAUACAAAAAGUUAUUGCUCCUCGUGGUGGACGGCAAUCGAAGACACAACAAAAGAUCGUCGUUCAAAAAGUCCAAGAACCAACAAUCACAGCUGUACAGAACAUUCAGACAAAACAAAAUGUUGCAGGCUCACUAGCAGGUGUGCCGGGUAUGUCUAAGAUGACUCAACAAAAGCAUUCUGUUACACCCACUAAAUCUAGUACAAAAGGUCAUGCAAUAAGUAAAAGUACGCAGCAACAGAAGAAUUUGUUGAAUAUAGCAAUGAACUCGGCAGCUACAGCUAAUGUAAGCACAACUCUCCCUGCUUCUUUGUCUCUUCCACCGUUAGAACCUAUUGAACCUGAAAAGAAAUUGAAAAUGGAAACUAUACUCUCCGAAACUAUACAAAAGGAACCUAAAGGAGACAAAUUCAGUAUCGAGAAAGUCGGUGAAGCAGAAAAAUUGGAUGAAUCGAAAAUAACUACGCAGCCGCAAAUAAUGGCCUUACCAACGGAGAGUAGUGAUGGAACGCAAACUUAUGUUCUAGUGACCAUCGAUGAACAGGGACAGAUACAGCCGCUUGAUAAUAACGCUCUUAUGUCGUUAGAAGGCACGACGCAAAAUCCAGAUGGUACAAGAACUUUGUACAUAGACCCCAGUUCGUUAGGAGAGGCAGGUACAUUAGACAAUAUUGUUCUACAGUUUGACAAUGGUGUACUACCAAACAUACAGACUAGUUCUACAGAACCCACACAAACGAUUAUAUCAGAAAGCUUCCCCACUUCAGAAGUAAUACAAACAUCGAAUCAAGAUAUUCUAGCAGCUGCUCUAGCUAAUACAGAUUUCCAACAAGAAAUCAAUUUAUCAGAGAAUCCAGCUGGAAGUGUGAUGACUGCUGGCUUAACUCAAACGAGUUUGAUAAAUCAGACUAUUUUACAAUCAACUAUCAUCCCUCCUACAGAACCAAUAUCUUCUCCUUCUGUACUCGAGACCUCGUUGACCUUAAAUCAACCUAUAAUGACCCCGCUAGAGGUGCCUAGUAAUUUACCUAUACAGUCAGAAACAACACCUAGUUCGACUGUAACAACCAUACCAACUUCCCUUGAGUUGCCGAUUACUAUAACUAAUCCUAGCAUUUCUUACAUUUCAACGGGUGAAGCACAAAUCCAGAUUCCUGGUAAUUCUAUGCCAGAUAUCGGAGAGAUCAUGGAAAGUUCGAGCACAGCCGAAAUUACAAGAUCAGAUGUUCCAGUAACUACUCAGUACCUAGUGUUGCCGAAUUUGGAAAGUAACAUAACCACAGAAUCUCAGAAAGAGCAGAACGAUACUACUUCAGUGCCCAGUGUCUCGUAUUCAGUUUCGAUACCAAAUAGUAUAGUUAUACAAACUUCGCAAGUGCAGACUACUCCAUCGAUGCCUAUAAUAGAUGACACCUACACAGAAAACGUUCAAUUUGGUUCAACUGUAGAACCAUCGAUAAAAACAGAGCAAUCUUUCGUAAAUGUAGCCGUGUCAGAGAUGCUUGUCUCAAAACCACCUACUUCUACGGAAUGUGUACAAUCACAAGACACCACUGUAACAUCAGAGAUGAACAUAUCUCAAGAUGACUCUGCAGCUUCUCAAGAACCCAUUGUAUCGACGAACGAGCCUGCUAUUUUGGAUGGAGAACAAAACGCAGAAACACCUUUAGAAGAAGUAUAUUCUUCUCAAGAAGUAUCCAUGAAAUCGGAGGAAAUGGUUUUACAGUCUUCGGCAGAUAAAGAGGACAAUAGUCCUAAUGUGACAAUAGGUGAGCAAAAUGAAGAGAUUAGUAAUAAUGAUAAUACAGAACAUGUAGAUAUUUCAGAGCAGCCAGAUGAAUCUAUUCAAACGAGUAAUCUAUCCUCAAUGGAUGAAACUGGUUUAGUCACAUCUGAAUCCAGUGUAAAAAUGUCGCCUGUAGAGCAUACGAGCUUUGAAGUAUCGGACUCGAAUGAAAUAGAUGCGGAUGCAUCGCAAGAAUCAGAAAAUGUAAAGAAACUCGAAGAACUGACAUUCGAUGAACAACCUGACAAUAAAGUUCACUCUCCUGUAGUGCAGGAACAGGCACCAACGUCCAAUGAAGUGGAAGUUGUUCAAGAGGCGGCUCAAAUUCUGCCUGCAGAAUCAUUAAACCGUUUAGAUGAACAAAGUAUAAAUAUGGAUGAAGCUAUGGAGUCUAAAAUUUAUGCUGCGAGUACAGUAAAGGAACCAGAAGGCUGUCAAAGGGACGAGCCAUCAUCUCAAGGAGAGUCAGAUAUUGUUCAAAGAAACUUGGACUUGCAAUUCGAAGAAACAAAUUCAGAGACUAGUCAUGAAACACCGUCGCAGUCGUACGAACAGUUUGGUGUAGCAGUGACUACCGACUCUACUGAUUUACCGAGCCAAUCUGCUAUAAAAUCAGAGAACUCGAGGGAACCAUCGCAAUCGAUAACAUACGAACCUAUGGAAACAGACGAGGAAGCCAUUGUCACAGAGCCACCAAGUCAAUCGUUUGAGCAUUCAAAGAUGAAUGAGGCUUCCCAAUCGUAUGAAACUUCUACUGAAGAGAACACGAAUGCACCUACUCAAUCAUUUAAUGAACUCAUGCAAAGUCAAGAGGAGAGAGCGACUAUGGAUGAAGGAAUAGAUGAUCAAACGUUCCCGACGCAGAGCUACGAUGUGGGAAAGGCAGAAAAUAUUUCAGAGACUUUAGAAACCGAUACUGAAAUUAGUCAAGAGGGAAAUAUGCCGUCUCAGUCUAACGACAUUGGUGCUGAUGGUAUUGGUACAUCCUCAGUCUCUACUAAUAAUUCAGGAUUGAAUGAGGACGAAACAGCGAGCUCAUCUUACGUGCCGGAAACUCCUGAGAAUCAGGAAAGAGAUCCAGACCAAGAAAGUGCAAUAAGUACAUCGUCCUGUGAGAUUCCACCUUGUGCAGAAUUAAAUAUCGCGUCAUCUAGUGCAGAGCAUACAAUUAUCCAUGACAAUGGAGUACCUGAAAUACCUACAUCGUCAUAUAAUUUGAAUCCAGACAUUACAUCAACUCAUGUAGAUUCUGUGCCGACCUCUAGCUAUGAAGAACAAAAUGUCUCAACUUCUUAUGAGGUGCCGAUUUCAAUGCCUGGCCUAGAAGAGACACCUUCCCAAAACUUUGUCACCGAAAGUACAGAUCAUAGAAACGAGCCUUCUAGUUACUACGCUCACCAUCAGGAGGUAACAGCGAGUUAUUAUGAACCAGUUGGCCAAGAAACAAACUCUAGGUUGGACGAAGAUCCACAAGAGGAAGUUACUCCCAGUUAUUAUGAGGGUAAUCCUCAAGAAGCCAGCCAGAGUUAUUUUAACCCGGAAGAAGCUACACCGAGUUACUCCAGCCAUAAUGUUUCUCCUAGUUAUUACGAUCACAGACCAGAGAGCGAAGCCAGUCAGAGCUACUAUUCUACAGACGAUAUAGAGAAAAGCGAACAAUCCUCCUCACAGAAUAUUGAGGCGUCUCAAAGCUUUUACCAGGAACAAUCGGAUGAAUUAAAAUUACGACAGCAAGGAGAAGCUACCCCAACUUAUACUGAAAGAUAUCCAGUUGAUUACACAUUGGAGAAUUCCCCCAUAGAAAGGCACGAUCUUGUAGAAAGUUCUGUACCAGCCACAAGGCCUACAGAGAGGUAAUACAUUAUGAUGGAUAAUAGCAUUAUGCUAUGAGGAGAGUCCUUGUUUUUAUAGACUAUUGGACAUUGCCGCCAUUGAUAGAUAAACUCGAGUCUAUUUUCAAGUGUAAAUAUAAUAUUAAGAUGAUAAGUGACUAAAUGUAAGGUUAUAAUUAGACUCUUAUUAU
This is a messenger RNA of Megalopta genalis, 10801 nucleotides long. RefSeq lists its product as uncharacterized. Lineage: Eukaryota; Metazoa; Arthropoda; Insecta; Hymenoptera; Halictidae. The record is from RefSeq and is a predicted model, not a curated record.